UAGAAAACCGCAGCCAAAUAACACUAGAACCUACUCAUAGUGUUGUGUUCUUGCCGGUGAGUACCUAAGCUUGCCAGAGAGCUCAACGAGGGUGCGGGGGGUAAUUAGGGUCGGCAACGGCGGCAAUGCGCAUUAACACAUUUUUUUUAAUACUACGUCGGCCACGGAGACUGCUUACCAUCAGGCGGACCGUAUGCUUAUUUUCUACCGACGUAGUAUAUAAAAAAAGCUUUUAGGACAUGGGGCAUAUGCAAAUGACAUAAACCCGAACAUCAUCGAGAGCCUAAGUUUGUUUUGUUUGUGAGGUGCAGGGAUCGGAACCGGUUUUUUGCAAAAACAUCGAAAUAACCAUAUAUUUCGGUUUAUUUUAUACUCUAAAUGUAGGACUCAGUUGUGUUUUCAGAUAACGACUUCGUAUUAUUAGAUUGCCUAAUUAGAAAUGAAGUAAUUAACAAAGAACGAAAAAAUACCGUUUUCGUUCCCAUACAAAAAAUACCGGUUUCCGAUCCCUGGUGAGGUGGCUAGAUUUUGUUUGGUAAAAAUCGUUUCAGCCGAUUUCAGAUAGGUAGAAAAAGAAUAUCUUGACCUGGUGAAAUACUUAAAAUUUCGUCGAGACACAUCGAUCGUUUAAGCUCAUUCCAAUGGAUUUUAUCUAAUUUUAAUUGAAAUACUAAGCCAGUUUAGUUUAGUUACAAGUUUUUAAUUUUUUUUGAGAGUUAUUUUUAUCAUCACCAAUCUGUUAUUAUUUUAAUCAUUCAAAACUUGCCUAAAUAGUAAUUAAUUACAAAUUGCCUAAUUUUUCAUGCGCUUAAUAAUAUCUAAAACUAUUCGCUAUCGCCGAAAUUGGGUGGGUGAACUUAUAUCUAUAAUGGGUUCAUCUUGGGUUGCGGGUCGCGAGUAUGGGUCAAACGGCGGACAGUGCGGUGGCGUGCGCGUUUCGGCAGAGCGUCGUCGCGCCCCAGCACGUCGGCAUGCGUCCUGCGCGCGCACCCUACGCGCGGCGGCCCACGCCCGCGCGGCCCAGCCUCGCCGCCCGCACCGCUCUACUGAUCUUCGCCACCAUCGGCACUUUGAGAGCCGCCCGAAUACCACCCGACACCCAGCAAUUGAAAAUCGUGUGUCAAGAGCGUGUGAGCCAGCGGUGCUGGGUUUGGCAGCUCGCAGUUGGAGACGUCCACCUCGCCGAGAAGAAACUGCACCGGGUCCCACCGCAGUACGCAUGUGGCAUAACCAACUCCCAAACAUCUCUUGACCAUAAACAAAUAUUAGUCUAUUCACCGGGUAACGAUGCUACGGUGACAACAUGUAAAAGAACCAUACAUCUACCCAUGGACUCUUUGAACGACUGGAGCUUAGAUUACCACAUAGGAUUAAGGCAACGCAGACAGGCUUCGUAUAGAGGACGCUUCAGAGGACAGACUCAAUCUCAAUACUUGGCAAUCGAUCAAGGGUCAAAAGAUGAAGGCAAAGCAGAAGCAAUUUCUGCAGCAGACACGUCUAAAGCUGUUGUCAGUGGCAGAAGCGGUAUGGGACAAGCUCAAAGCCAGUCAAUGUAUGAUCCUAGUUGCGAUGAAUGUGUUGACCGUUACGUACCUGGCGCAGAAACUUUACGACGUCCAACAGGGGGAAACGAAAGAAUCCCUGGUGGUUAUGGAGGUGAACCCAGUAGCCAUGGAGGGGGAUCAGGUAGUUUUGGAGGUGGUCCGGGUAUCCAAGGAGGGGGAGGGGGUAGUUAUGAGGGUGGUCCGGGUAGUUAUGAAGGUGGGCCAGGUAGCCGAGGAGGACCAAGUAGUGUAGAUGGACCGGGUAUCCAUGGAGGCGGCCCCAGGGGACCAGGUAGUUAUGAAGGAGGCCCGGGUGUCCAAGGAGGGGGACCAGUUACUUAUGGUGGUGGUCCCGGUAGCCAUGAAGGGGGACCUGGAAAUUAUGGUGGAGGACCAGGUAGUGUAGGAGGUGGUCCAGGUAGUUACGAAGAGGGGCCAGGUAUCCAAGGAGGGGGACCGGGUACUUAUGGUGGUGGUCCCGGUAACUAUGGAGGGGGACCAGGAAGUUAUGGUGGAGGUCCAAGUGGUGUAGCAGGUGGGCCGGGUAUCCAAGGAGGGGGACCGGGUAUCCAUGGAGGGGGACUGGGUAUCCAAGGAGGGGGACCGAGUAUUUAUGGUGGUGGUCCCGGUAGCCAUGGAGGGGGGGCAGAAAGUUAUGGCGGAGGACCGGGGAGUGUAGGAGGUCCAGGUAGUUAUGUAGGUGCACCGGGUAUUGUAGGAGGAGGACCGGGUAGUUAUGGAGGUGGUCCGGGUAUACAAGGAGGGGGACCAGGUAGUUAUGCAGGUGGGUCGGGUAGUGUAGGUGGGCCAGGUAGUAUUGGAGGUGGUCCGGGUAUACAAGGAUGGGGACCGGGUAGUUAUGGAGGUGGACCGGGUAUCCAAGGAGGGGGACCGGGUAUCCACAGAGGGGGACCGGGUUUCCAAGGAGGGGGACCGGGUAGUUAUGGAGGUGGGCCGGGCAGUGUAGGAGUUGGUCCAAGUAGUGUAGGAGGAGGUCCGGGUAUCCAAGGAGGGGGAUCGGGUAGUUAUGGAGGUGGUCCAGGCAGUGUAGGAGGUGGUCCGGGUACUGUAGGAGGUGUACCGGGUAUUCAAGGGGGGCAACCGGGUAUCCAAGGAGGGGGACCGGGUAUCCAAGGAGGGGGACCGGGUAUCCAAGGAGGGGGGCCGGGUAUCCAAGGAGGAGGACCAGGUAGUUAUGGAGGUGAUCCGGGAAGUUAUGGAGGGGGCCCGGCUAGUGUAGGAGUUGGAACGGGUACCCGAGGGGGACCGGGUAGUUAUGGAGGUGGUCCUGGUAAUUAUGGAGGUAGUCCGGGUGAUGUAGGAGUUAGACCGGGUAUCCAAGGAGGGAGACCGGGUAAUUAUGGAGGUGGUCCGGGUAUAGGAGGGGGAAGUGGACCACUUUCACCCUAUUUUACACCGUUCUUUGGUAAAGAUCUGUCCCUUAUGACAGGACUCGCACCGGGCGUUCGACAAGGUUCGACCAUUUUUUGCUGUGUCGUUGGUUCGAAUCCUCCCCAAUACAUAGGGACAGGUGGAGACGGAUCCGGCAUUAACAGCAACACAAGCCCGACUAUAUUUAACAUGGGAGUUCCCAACCAACCAAGCGCACCAGGUAGUCCAGAAUGGAACAAUCAGCCUGGCAGACAGGGUAGUAAUCAACCUAUGGGACAGGGUACUUAUCAACCUGGUGGGCAGGGUACUUAUCAACCUGGUGGGCAGGGUACUUAUCAACCUGGGGGACAAGGUAGUAAUCAACCUGGAGGACAGGGUGCUUAUCAACCUGGGGGAACGGGGACUUAUCAACCAGGCGGACGGGGUAGUAAUCAACCAGGCGGAUCAGGUAUUUAUCAACCUGGUGGUCAGGGUAGUAAUCAACCUGGAGGUCAGGGUACUUAUCAAGGAAGUAUUCAACCUGGGGGACUGGGUACUUAUCAACCAGGCGGACAAGGAAGUAAUCAACCUGGGGGACAGGGUACUUAUCAACCUGGUGAACAGGGUAUUAAUCGACCUGGUGGAAAGGGUACUUAUCAACCUGGUGGACAGGGUAGUAAUCAACCUGAAGGACAAGGUACUUAUCAACCUAUGGGACAGGGUACUUAUGAGCCUGAGAGACAGGGUACUUAUCAACCUGGGGGACAAACCAGUAUACAACCUGGAGGACAGGGUAGUAAUCAACCUGGGGGACAGGGUACUUAUCAGCCUGGGGGACAGGGUAGUUAUCAACCUGGAGGGCAGGGUAUUUAUCAACCUGGUGGACAGGGUACUUAUCAACCUGGUGGACAGAUUACUUAUCAACCUGGGGGACAGAGCAUUUAUCAACAUGGGGGGCAGGGUACUUAUCAACCUGGGGGACAGGGUCCUUUUCAACCUGGCGGACAGGGUACUUACCUGCCUGGGGGACAAGGUACUGAUCUACCUGGCGGACAGGGUACUUAUCAACAUGGGGUGCAGGGUACUUAUCAACCUGGGGGACAGGGUGCUUAUCAACCAAAUGGAUCGGGUACUCCAGGGUGGAACAAUCAACCAGGCGGACAGGGUAGUCAUCAACCAGGCGGACAGAGUAGUUAUCAACCAAGCGGACCGGGUAUCCCAGGAUGGAACCAACCAGACGGACAGGGUAGUUAUCAACCGGGUGGAUCGGGCACUUCAGGGUGGAAUAAUCAAUCUGGCGCACCUGGUAGUUCAGCCUGGAACAAACAACCUGGCGGACAGGGCAGUGAUCAACCCGGGGGACAGGGUAGUUAUCAACCAAGCGGACCGAGUACUCCAGGGUGGAACAAUCAAGCAGGCGGACAGGGUAGUUAUCAACCGAGUGGACCGGGUACUUCAGGGUGGAACAAUCAACCUGGCGGACAGGGAAAUGAAUUGACAAUUCCUGAUUCUAGUGCAACCCAAAGCCCACCACAAAACGUGAUUGAUCCAAAUUCUGUAGCAGCUGACGGAGAUGAUUCUCAAGCAGAAUCGAGUAUUACCCAAAAUGCAAACGGAACCAUGGCAAUGGCUUCUUCCAAUGGAGGAAAUAAUAAAGGUCGAGCUAAAACACAAGUUAGCGGGAAAUAUGCAGGAAGUGGCACAUUUCAAGCUCAAGCUGAAAUAAGUGACGAAAGUAAAGGAGCACAAAGUGAAGUAUCAGGGGGAAAACACGGCGCAAUCAGUAUUGCUCAAGGACAUAGCAGGAAUAGUAAAUCACAAGCAAAUGUUAAUCUUGGCUCUGAAACUGGAUCUUUGACCUCCGACGCUCAAAGCGAUGGAGUAAUGCAUUCAUCAAAUACCCAAGUUCAAGGUGGAGUUAAAGGAGGAUCAGCGGAGGCCCAAGCUCGUGGUCCAGGAAGUACUUCUUCCCAGGCUCAGAUCGGUUUUACUCCAUUCAAAGAUAGCGAUAAAGCAAACCAUGACCUAUUUAAAACCCCUUUUGUAGGUUCAGGUAAAGCAUCUUCUCAUUCUAACGGGCGUAUUGGAGAGUCACAAUCACAGCUGGAAGGCACAUUCAAAUAUGGAAUCAAAUAUACUGGAGCAGCUCAAUCUGGAGCUAGUUUAGAUAAAGAUGCAGUAUUCGCUAGUCGACUACCUUUCAACAAAAUCGACGUCUUUGAUAAAAGCGAUGUAAAUAUAAACGUUGAUGACACAGAGAUACCACCAGAUGUAACACCUUUGCCUUUGCCCGAUAUAAAUGACGUACAAAACAAUAUUGUCAAUAUAACCGAAAAACCACAGGACCAGUCUAGAAGCAGACUAGCCAGUCAUAGCCACAUGGAUCACCAUAUGUCUGGCAAUGAGAAUAAAGCAGCUCCCACAAGCCCACCUCCCGCAGGAAACACACGAUCGUUCCAAACGCCAUAUGCAAAUAAUAACGAUUUCGAUUAUACGAGCGAUAAAGAAGACAAUCCUACAGAAGACUACGAUGCAGACGCAGGGUUUGGCCCUGAAAAUAGUGACCCCGUGGAUGGAGAGUACAACUAUGAUGACUUUGGAAAAGACACUGAGACACAUCAAUCUCUGCAUAGUCCGAGCAGAAAAAGUUUUGAAAUCAAACAAAGUACCGGCGGAAACACACAACACAUUGUAUUAGGGGCCUUGCAAGGUCAAGACGCUGUGAUAACACAAAGAAAUACUGAUCUAAGACCAGACGAAAGCAGAAUCUAUCAGCCUGGCGAGAGUGUACCCGGGACCGGAGGUUAUACCAUACCCGUCGGAUUUACAGGAAGCGUCAAAUCAGUGGCUUCCAAGCAAAACACUUACGCCAUUGGUUCGAGACGUUCUCCAUCACAAGCUCAAACAGUGUCAAUAACUCCUGGAAGUGGUAAAGUGAAAUACGUGUAUCCUAACGUGUCGCCUCACGGGAAAUAUGUAGCACCAAAGGACUUGAGAUCUUACUCCAAUAACAAUAAAGACGAUAACAACAGAUAUGUUUCGGUAUCAAAGACAGUAACAGGAGAUUUAGACGGCGAAAAUAAUAUAAGAAAACAAUACUCACAUACAUAUUACACGAAGUCAUCAUCUUGCGGUUAUUUUACUUUUACUUGCACUAUGGUCAGUGGACCCAGUGGUCGAAAAAAAGUAUGCAAACCAAAAAUACCCACCAACCCCGAUGGGACACCCAUGAGAUGUUGAAAAUUUCAGAAAUAAAUCUAGGUGAAUUAUUUAUGUAAGUUUAAAUUCUGUUUAAUGUAGAAAAUUGUAACAAAACAUUAGAUUGAUUUUAGACAUUCAUUACAUGGAAUGGCACAAUAGCGAUGGCACGUGCGAUUACAACAGGAAUGUUACAUAAAGACAAUAAGUCAUUAUUAGUUGUUUUAAUUGAUGUGGAGAGUAUUAGGCACGUUAAUAUAUAUAUCUUUAGAAAACAUAAACCGUAACCGUUGAAAUUGUAAAGUAUUCUACUAAGCUUUUUAUUUAGUUAAUAUUGUAACAUUAGUAGCAAAUGUAACUAGUACAUUACUGUAGAGGCCGGGAAACGUAGGGUUGCAGGCCAAGUAGAUAUACCCGGAUAAGGAUACGCGGCCGUCACCCCGUUUCUCGCCAAGAUUUGUAUAGUGCUUUUCUCAUACUUGUAAUGAAAAGAAAAAAAAAUGUUGUCAAUUUGUUUUAUUCCUAGGUUUACACAGCGAAAAAAACAAAUUACGAAUUGACUUCUAUUUCAUGGCUGAAUGCCAAGACGUUGUGCCAGUAUUUGACGUUUAAAAACAAAAGAAUGUUGCUUUACAGGCCUAGGUGUAAGGCUGUAUUAAAUUCCUUUAUAUAUCAUCUUCACUUAUAUCUGCGGUGGCAGCAUGGUUCCAUUUUUAUCACUUGUCACUAUGCCCGUCACUUUCGCACUUACAUACUUGUUAGAACGUGAACCAUGCUGCCACUGCUGGACCUAAUAUACCUUAUCAUGUCAACAUUUCAUUGCAAGUUUGAGAAAAAUAUCCUUCUCCGUAAGUUUAUUUAAUUAACUUUCACAUAAGUAUAUUGUAUAGUAAGAUCUUGUAGGUAAGGUGUGUUCGGCUCUGAGCCGGUAGCCGUUACUGAAAAUUGACAAACUCUAAACCAUUGCUAACUUUUCCGACAGAAGACAAACCGUCUACUUAUUAUCUUAACAAGGACAGUAUUGCGAUGUUCUCACCAACAAUCAAACGAUGAUUGUUGGUGGCGACGACGACAAUGCGAAUGUCAUUAUAGAAGUGGUAAGACAUUGGGUCAAUUUCGGUAUACGUUUAGUUAAUUGAUUUGUAAUAAUUUAGGAUGUCAUUAUUUUCUCUUAUACAAAUGUGCAUAGGUGCCUACAUUUUAAACUAAGUAUUAAAAUAUAUAUUUUUUUAAAGUA
Messenger RNA from Cydia pomonella (codling moth), 7350 nucleotides. Its product is annotated as collagen alpha-1(III) chain-like. The record is from RefSeq and is a predicted model, not a curated record. Lineage: Eukaryota; Metazoa; Arthropoda; Insecta; Lepidoptera; Tortricidae. The coding region runs from base 900 to 6155 and encodes 1751 amino acids. The transcript is spliced from 6 exons.